GGAGGGGAGAUGGGGGAGGGGGGGUGAGGGGAAUGAUUUGACGAGGGGCUGACCUGCGUUUGACGUUGUGUCCUUCCCCGCUAUGCAGGUGACAGCGGCAAUGGCUCCCUCUCAUCAGAAGCAGCUGAAAGAGGACUUGAAGACGCACUUCACAGACGAUGGUCCCACAGGGAGGAAGCCUGGAAAAGGGUCCAAGCAUUGGAUUUGCAAGUACUGCGAGACCCGAUUCGACGGGACGGCGUCGCAUCUGAGAACCCACUUCCUGAAGAAGUGCAGCCUGGACCUCCUGACUAGACUGUUGUCCGUGGAGGAGAGGGCGAGAAGGGCGGAGGGGAUUCGCAUGGGGAAGGCCCUCGCAGAGCUCAUUGAAAGGGGGGAGAAGAGUUCUACGCCGACGAGCAACCUGCCAUCUGCCAGCAGUCUGGUCACCGGAGCGAUGGGUGCAUGUAGUGGAGCGGCUGAUGCUGGCGGUGUACCAUUGCGGGUGGCGACUUCUGGGGAGUGCGGCCGUGCAGCGCCCCAAACAGGUCGACCAAUGAGGCAGACGCUUAUCGAGGAUGCGGACAGCAUCAUUACUCGUAAUGAACACACGAGCCGCUUCCUCGAUAACUUCCUGUUCUGCAUGAACCAACCCUUCAGUCUCGUUGACAACGAGUACUUCCUCGGGUUCAUCGACGCAGUCAAGAAGGCACAUCCGUCAUGGCUGCCAUACCACAGGGAUGACGCACGGACGAGGAGGCUGGACAGCGCGUUUGGAAGGACGAGAGCAGACGUGACCGCCAUGACCACGAAGUGGCAAGUCACGGGCUGCAUGCUUCAGAUGGACGGUUGGUCUGAUAGACGCAACCGCCCCCAUCUGAAUGUGAUGGUGUCGUCCCCGAUCGGGACUGUCUUUUGGAAAUCAGUGUGCAUGGAGGGGAAAGACAAAGACUCGGCGGCGUAUUUCAAGAUCCUUGAUGGAGUGAUCAAGGAGAUCGGGUCAAACACAGUGGUUGGCGUUGUCAUGGACAACGCAAGAGUGUGUGUGAAGGCGGGUAAGAUGGUGGAGGCCGCUUACCCUCAGAUUUUUCGUGUCGGCUGCACAACGCAUGCCCUCGAUUUAGCACUCGAGGACAUGUACAAGCAGCUCGGUUGGCUGGCGGUGGUCGUCGACGCCGACAAUGUCGUCGGCAAAUUCUUCACGAAUGUGGACAAGGCGAGGGCUUUGUUCGACAAAUUCUCGCCGAAUUUGAAGUUGAAGCGGCCGGCGGUCACGCGAUUUGCCACGAGUCACGACAUGCUGGCUUCGUUGAAGAGAGGGAGGAAUGCACUCGAGAAGUGCGUCUGCGACACGAUGUGGGUGGACAAGAUGGUGAGGGCGGAUCAGCUCGCCGCUUUCCGUGAGGUCACCUCCAUUGUGCUGGGAAGGGACGGGUUUUGGGACAAGGUGGAGAAGGCCCUCGCAGUGAUGUCUCCUGUUGUGGAGCUGUUGCACCUGGUCGACGGGCCAGGCGCAACAAUGUCGAAGGUCUGCUUCAAGAUGGAUGCGCUCGUCGAGAGAAUGCACGGCCUCAAGUGUGUCACCCCGGGUGAGAAGGCCGACAUCGAGGACAUUCUAAUGCAUCGGUGGUCGUUCAUGACGAGUGAGCUGCACUGUGCGGCUGCCUUCCUUGACCCGAAGUUCCGACACAGUGCAUUGGCAGAGCGGGAUCGGGAGCCGCAAGCCGUCAAAUUGCUUGGCCAAGCAAGCUCGUCCGCUGCAUGUGAGCGGAAUUGGAGCUUGCAUGAGCUCAUUUUUGGAAGACGGCGCAUGAAGCUCAUGCCGGAGAGACUGUCAAAACUGGUGUUCAACAACUCGAACACCCAAUUGAUCCGGAGUUGCAUCCGCGGCGGUAAGGAGGAGGUCCACAUCCCUUGGGAGGAUGACCGACCGGUGCAGGCGGAAGUUGAGGAGUGGUACAACACGUGGGUGGCGACGGCGGUGUCCAAUGACGAUGACGCAGCAGACACGCUCGAUGACGCGGAGGUGGGAGAGGAGGAUGGGGACGAGCCACUCAUGCGAACUUGGCUGCGAAAUGACGAGUGGGAUGACCAAGAGUGUGAGGCGGAGGACAUAGACCUCGUGGGCUCGAGGGAAAAGGACUGGCACGAGUGCACAAAACCCGGCCGCUACAGGGAACGCGAGCUGCGGAGGAAAUCAGGCAAUUCGCAGCCCUACCGGGAAGCGUCCGGCAGCAGAAAACGUGGAAAAAAGAGAGCGCAACGCGAGGAAGUGGAGGAGGCGGUUCCGGUGGCGAAGGGGAGACGUGCGGACGGAGAGCCGAAACGCAAGAGGGGCCGACCCUCAAACGCGGAGCUGGCAGAAAGAAAAACCCAGAAAGCGGAAGCAAUCGCUGCAAAGGCAGCUGCAGCAGCAGCAGCAGCGAGAAGUGCGGCAGCCAGAAAAGGAAGGAAGAAAAAGGCGCGGAGCAAUGUCAUCGACGAUGACGAAAGUGGCGAUGAUGUGGCAGCAGCAGAUGACAAUGAGGCAGCAGCAGCAGGCGAGGAGGCGGCAGCAGCACCGUCGUCGGCAUCCUCAUCUUCCUCGUCGGACGAUGAGGAUGCAAGUGGGAGUGGGGCGGAGUCCAUGGAACACGGCGAAGGAGACGGGGACGGCACGGGUGAUAGUUCGGAGGGUAGCGAGGGGCAAUCCAGGGAGGAAGAGGAAGGAGACGGCGGGGAGGAGUAGGAGAGAGCAUCAGAGCAGCCACUCCUGCAAACUUUGAAAGUGGGUAGUUUAGUUUUCAAUUCCAGAA
Molecule: messenger RNA, 2774 nt
Organism: Chara braunii
Lineage: Eukaryota; Viridiplantae; Streptophyta; Charophyceae; Charales; Characeae
Source: the annotation of a GenBank genome assembly